This is a messenger RNA of Gadus chalcogrammus (walleye pollock), 1073 nucleotides long. It is a transcript of the gene ube2e1, whose product is annotated as ubiquitin-conjugating enzyme E2E 1. Gene Ontology annotation, cellular component: nucleus. The record is from RefSeq and is a predicted model, not a curated record. The coding region runs from base 492 to 1064 and encodes 190 amino acids. The transcript has 6 exons. Lineage: Eukaryota; Metazoa; Chordata; Actinopteri; Gadiformes; Gadidae. Gene Ontology annotation, biological process: protein polyubiquitination. Gene Ontology annotation, molecular function: ubiquitin conjugating enzyme activity.
AUUCACGCACAGUUUUGGUGUUGGAUGACAGCUUGAACGAGCCAUUCUCGGAGCUGUCGGUGAAAGUUUCAUUUGCCUGUAAAAAAAUUGUUCAGAUGAAGUGGGGAGGAUGAGGGAGGAGGGGGAUCCCUGUGUCGAAUGCGACAUCGCCCCAUUGAUUAUUUCAGCUUUUUCUGUCGGGUUAUUGUGAUCAGCUCGUCUCUGACCGUGCAUUGCUUUACAGUGUUGGACACAGCCCCUUUGCUUCCCUACAGUUUAGUUUUUCUCCCCCUCAAAUGAUCGCUUUUGUCGCAGCCAAACAAAAGCUAAAAAUAACGCCUGAGCGCAAACAUUAGCUGAGGUCGCUCAUCAGACCGGUGCUCCGAGAACGAAGCCAAUGCUCCCAGCAAAUUAAAAGCUAUUAGUUGUUAAGUGAUAUGUUGUCCGACAUAACAAUAACCAAUCGGUGACCUGCAUUGUCUGCUGCACGCCACCGAGCCCAUAGGAUCGGUAUGUCUGAUGAAGAUUCGCGUGCCAGCACAAGCUCUUCGUCUUCCUUCUCGUCGUCAACUGUAGAGAUAAGCACCCCCAAGAAACGAGAAAGCAAAGCCAGCAUGAGCAAGACUUCCAAACUCCUGUCGACCAGCGCGAAAAGGAUCCAGAAGGAGUUGGCGGACAUUACGUUGGACCCGCCGCCUAACUGCAGCGCUGGUCCAAAAGGGGACAACAUCUAUGAGUGGCGCUCCACCAUCCUGGGCCCCCCGGGCUCGGUGUACGAAGGGGGGGUCUUCUUCCUGGACAUCGCCUUCACGCCAGACUACCCCUUCAAACCCCCCAAGGUGACGUUCCGCACCAGGAUCUACCACUGCAACAUCAACAGCCAGGGGGUGAUCUGUCUGGACAUCCUGAAGGACAACUGGAGUCCCGCCCUCACCAUCUCCAAGGUCCUGCUGUCCAUCUGCUCUCUGCUCACAGACUGCAACCCCGCUGACCCGCUGGUGGGAAGCAUCGCGACACAGUACACCACAAACCGACCGGAGCACGACAGAAUAGCCAAACAGUGGACCAAGCGCUACGCAACAUAGUGCCCGAGA